GGUUUAAUUUUCACGGAGGCGUGACCUUUGAUGUUUUAAAAACAUGUUGCGAUGUGUGCAUGGCUGGAUCUCUCUUGAACUGUGACAAUGGCGGCCUUCAUGAGUUUUCCUGUGACUCGGACCCAUGCCAAAUUUUCAAGAUUUAACUUUUCUAUCGACCAUAACUCUCUCCAUCUUGGCAUAUCUAAGAGCGCUUCUAGUCGUUUUCUUGGAGAUAAACUCGACAAUUAUGCAAUUGUGUCUCUGAUAACUGAACACGAGAGCUCAACUGCAGAGGACAGGGAACUUUUUGUUUGUUUACAGAUUUUGGAUGAUGCAGUGGUGAGGAAGUCCAUCUCACUUUCUCAAGUGUCAGAAUGUCCAGAUACUGUUACAGUCUAUGCAACAGAAACAUUUCAUAAACACUACAAAAUAUUAGACCACGAAGACGUCUACAUCAGACCUGUUAAAGCAUUUCCUCUCACCAAAGUUGUAUUUGGAGCAAGAACGAGCAGAUGCUAUGAAUGGUCAAAGAAGAGGCUGUUCAGUACAGGGCUCCUUGUGUCGGCGUGUCAACAGAAGGUCUUAGUGCGGGCAAAUGAUAGAUUUCUUGCACCUGUGAUUCCGGUAUUUAGUGGAGACGAGACGUACAGCUUAGCAAAUUACAUGGAUCUGAUUGCUUUGGAAUGCGAGCCCGUAACGCAAGGAAUAAUUUCAGUCAACACUUCCAUUGUGAUCACAGAUAUGUCAAGUGGUGUGUUCUUCCCCGAUGAAAGACGCCUGAGCUCAAGACAAAACAGAAAUGAGAGAAGAGAUGGUUCUGAUGAUGGAACAGUAUCGCCUUGUUUUCAGCUACCAGAACCCCGCAUCAUGUCAGACUUUGCCCAGGGUCUGCUUGAAUUUUGGGAGCACCAUGAACUACAAAAUCAACACUCUGAUUCCGGCACAGCUGAUGAUAUGUCUCUCUCUUCUGGAGCAACCUUUGACAUCAACAUGAACGGCGACCACCUGAACCCCUCGAGUCUGACUUUAAGACCAGUACUGAUGCCGACAUCUUCCGCCCAUAGGAACGCAUUUGGAAAAGGGAGUAGAUCUGCCUGUAAUUCAUUCAUCAGUGACCAAUGUGAACUAGUGUAUAAGCUUGGAGUGACCAAAGAUACGCUUGAUAGACUCCAUGCUUACAACGGCAGCUGGGUCAAAAUAUCAUUAGCAGGACAUCCCUCUGAGACUGAAGAAGGGAUUGAUGAUAAUUAUGUAGCAGACUUAGACAGCACUGUCAUUGAAGAAGCUGCUGUCACCUCAUUACCUAGACCAAGACCUGGUAACCUGGAUCUCAUUCAAACAUCUACAGGUGUGUGUACCCCUAAGAACUUGCCUAUACACAGGAUGUUGUCAUAG
Molecule: messenger RNA, 1377 nt
Organism: Strongylocentrotus purpuratus (purple sea urchin)
Lineage: Eukaryota; Metazoa; Echinodermata; Echinoidea; Camarodonta; Strongylocentrotidae
Exons: 2
Coding region: 88-1377 (429 amino acids)
Source: RefSeq, a predicted model, not a curated record